CUAACUGGAAAGUUGUGUAACGCUGUCUCCAUAUUGAGUUUUCAGAGGAGUUGGUGAUUUGAUGUUUGAAUAUUUUCAAUAUUUAAAGCCUCCCCCUCUCUUCUUUAUUAAAGUCCUUCCAAACCAUUGCUAUUUUUCUUCACCCUUCUCUAAUAUUUUCUAACCUAAUUGUCUGCUUAUAUCAAAUCAUUACCUGAAAGUUGUCGGCUUUCCAUCUAAUCUACUUUUGCUUCAUAUAUAUAUAUAUAUAUAUACUGAGCCUCAACAAGUGAAUUUGUAAAAUUAUAGUGUCAUAAAGAAAAAAAAAGGAAAUGACUGUGAUGAAAAUUACAUGGAGAUCCAUCUUCCCCAGCUGUUCCAAAGGUGUAGUGAAACCAGAAACCAAGCCUAAGAAGGAAGUUACAAAACAAAGUUCAUUUAACAGGCUUGCGAUGUUAGAGUUGAGUUAUCCCAGCACAAUGCUUACUGAAGAUCUGUCAACUUCGCUUGCUGGUUCAAAUCUUCAUGUUUUCACGCUUGGGGAGCUAAAGGUGAUAACCCAGAGCUUUUCAUCUUCUAACUUUCUUGGUGAAGGUGGGUUUGGACCGGUUCAUAAGGGUUUCAUUGAUGACAAGCUUAGGCCUGGAUUGAAAGCUCAGCCUGUGGCUGUUAAACUCCUGGAUUUAGAAGGCUUGCAAGGACAUAGGGAAUGGCUGACCGAGGUGAUCUUUCUUGCAGAAUUGAGGCAUCCACAUCUUGUGAAGUUGAUUGGAUAUUGUUGCGAGGAAGAACAUAGGUUACUGGUGUAUGAAUACAUGCCUCGAGGCAGCUUGGAGAAUCAGCUAUUUAGAAGGUAUUCAGUUUCUCUUCCAUGGGCGACAAGGAUGAAAAUUGCUCUUGGAGCUGCCAAGGGUCUCGCAUAUCUUCACGAAGCAGAAAAGCCAGUCAUAUACCGAGAUUUCAAAGCAUCGAAUAUAUUGUUAGACUCUGUAAGUGUUGCCCUUUUUUUCUUUCAGUAUUUUCUUCAAUUUUUAAUGAUGUUACGUUUUGAAUUUUUUUUCUUGUUCCAGGAUUACAAUGCCAAACUUUCUGAUUUUGGUCUUGCAAAAGAUGGUCCAGAAGGGGAUGACACUCAUGUUUCCACCAGGGUUAUGGGGACUCAAGGCUAUGCUGCCCCUGAAUACAUCAUGACAGGUCAUUUGACGGCAAUGAGUGAUGUAUAUAGCUUUGGAGUGGUACUAUUGGAGCUUUUAACAGGGCGAAGAUCCGUAGACAAGAACCGAUGUCCUAGAGAACAAAAUUUAGUGGAAUGGGCAAGGCCCAUGUUGAACGAUGCCAGGAAACUCGGCCGAAUAAUGGAUCCUAGACUCGAAGGCCAAUACUCGGAAACGGGUGCACGAAAGGCAGCUGCGUUGGCUUACCAAUGCCUUAGCCAUCGCCCAAAGCAAAGACCCAAAAUGAGUGAUGUAGUGAAGACAUUAGAGCCCCUCCAGGACUACGAAGACGUCCUUGUGGGUCCCUUCGUUUAUACGGUUCCAACCCAAAGUGACAAGCCAAAACAAGACGAGGACACCGUCACUAAAGAAUGUGAACCGAAGAAAGAGAAAUGUCAUCAUCACGAAAACCAUAAACACCAUCACCGCCACCACAGGCACCAAACCAGAUCAUCAAGGAUGUCUGCAAUUCACUCGGAAAGAGACGCCCUGAAGCGAAAUCAUAGAAAUGGGUUGAAUUCACCUUUGCACUAUGAAGUCAGGGAAGCAGCAUAAGAGUAGGGAUUAGAUUACUACAAACUGUAAAAAGAAAAUCACACAGUAAAUAGGCAGUAAUUAGAGAUUGCUCAACGUGGCAAAUUUUAAAAGUGCAAGUUUUUCUUUUAGACUAAAGAGUUGUUUACUCAGGUCGUUCUUUCAAAUAUAAAGUGCGGGGGGCGGGGGGCUUGGUUUAAUUUUAUUUUUGGUAUGGUUCAUUAUUUUAAAUAUAAAGUCUUAGAUAUUUAGAGAUUCACAUAUCUACGGACAAAAUAAA
Molecule: messenger RNA, 2007 nt
Organism: Gossypium raimondii (Peruvian cotton)
Lineage: Eukaryota; Viridiplantae; Streptophyta; Magnoliopsida; Malvales; Malvaceae
Product: serine/threonine-protein kinase RIPK
Exons: 4
Coding region: 312-1748 (478 amino acids)
Biological process (GO): protein phosphorylation
Molecular function (GO): protein kinase activity; ATP binding
Source: RefSeq, a predicted model, not a curated record